AUGACAACAGAUUUUGGAGAUGAGGCAGUGAAAAAUUGGGAAACAAAGCUCCAGAUCCUCAAGUUUAGCUAUAGUUGGGCAGAUCAGGUUGAAAAAGAAGAAAUAGCAGCAAUUCAGGAGACAAAAUUUGCCGAGAAGAGAGUUCAAAAUGAGGAAAAUAAAACAAAUAAUAGAAGCUUUGGAAGAACCCUUACAAAAGAGCAAACAAAUUCUCAUAUGGAGGAAAAGACUGGAGGUACCCUUACAAAAAACCAGCUGGCAAAGUCUCAUAUGGAGGAAAACAAAACAAAGAAUACUGGCACUGGAGGAACCCAAACAAAAGACCUGGCAAAGUCUCAUAUGGAGGAAAACAAAACAAAGAAUACUGGCAUUGGAGGAGCCCAAACAAAAGACCUGGCAAAGUCUCAUAUGGAGGAAAACAAAACAAAGAAUACUGGCAUUGGAGGAAUUCAAACAAAAGACCUGACAAAGUCUCAUAUGGAGGAAAACAAAACAAAGAAUACUGGCACUGGAGGAACCCAAACAAAAGACCUGACAAAGUCUCAUAUGGAGGAAAACAAAACAAAGAAUACUGGCAUUGGAGGAAUCCAAACAAAAGACAGGACUCAUGCAAACUCUCUUUUGGAGGAAAAUAAAAACUCUCCUAGGGGGAAGCUAAAAGCUUUAAUAAGAAAGCGCAAAGAAAGGGAACAAGCUAAUGCGUGUAUCAUGGAGGAAAAUAAAACAAAGAAUUCUAGAAAUGGAGGAAUCCUAACCAAAGACAGGACAAACCCUCAUUUGGAGCAAAACAAAACCAAGAAUACUGGCUCUAGAGAAAUUCUUACUAAAGAUCAGGCAAUUGCAAACUCUCCUAGGAGAAAGCUAUCAGCUUUUAUCAAAAAACGCAAAGAAAGGGAACUUGCAAAGGCCUUGAUUGAAAGAGAAAACAUAAAGAAAGUACAGGCUUCUGAUUCCACAAAACAAAAAGAUCCAUUGGAUACGAAAAAGGCAUUAGAUCUAGAAGCAUUUGGAGAUAAGAAGGAAUCCCUUGUUCCAGAGACUCCAACGGAUGUAAAGAAAGAUGGUCAUACACUGGAGGAGCUCUUGAAGGACAAAAAAAUAGCAACAUCACUUGGAGAUACUGAGAAAUCAGUAGUGUUUGGUGCAAACAUGUCUCAGAAAUCAAUUGCCAAUGGAUCAGAAGCAUUUGUCAAACCAGCAGUUCAGAAAAAAGCAUGUGACAAUCAAGGAGUCCAGGAUAAGGUGGGUGAGGAUAAAGUGGACAGCAAGCCAGAUAUCAAGAAGGAAGUGGAUGAAAAAACAGAAAUGAAGGAAGAAGUGGAUGAAAAACAAGAAUUCAAGAAGGAAAAGGACAAAACAGAUAUCAAGGAGAAAGUGGAUCAUAAACCAGAUAUCAAGGAGGAAAUGGAUCAUAAACCAGAUAUCAAAGAGGAAGUGGAUCAUAAACAAGAUAUCCAGGAGGAAGUGGAUCAUAAACAAGAUAUCAAGGAGAAAGUGGAUGAUAAACCAGAUAUCAAGAAGGAAGUGAAUCAUAAACCAGAUAUCAAGAAGAAAGUGGAUCAUAAACAAGAUAUCAAAGAGGAAGUAUAUAAUAAACCAGAUAUCCAGGAGGAAGUGGAUGAUAAACAAGAUAUCAAGAAGGAAAAGAACAAAACAGAUAUCAAGGAGAAAAUAUCAAGAAGGAAGUGA
Messenger RNA from Saccostrea cuccullata (small rock oyster), 1689 nucleotides. Its product is annotated as pre-rRNA 2'-O-ribose RNA methyltransferase-like. The record is from RefSeq and is a predicted model, not a curated record. NCBI's taxonomy places the organism in Eukaryota, Metazoa, Mollusca, Bivalvia, Ostreida, Ostreidae. The coding region runs from base 1 to 1689 and encodes 562 amino acids. The transcript is spliced from 8 exons.